Molecule: messenger RNA, 1374 nt
Organism: Penicilliopsis zonata CBS 506.65
Lineage: Eukaryota; Fungi; Ascomycota; Eurotiomycetes; Eurotiales; Aspergillaceae
Exons: 2
Coding region: 1-1374 (457 amino acids)
Biological process (GO): carbohydrate metabolic process
Molecular function (GO): hydrolase activity, hydrolyzing O-glycosyl compounds
Source: RefSeq, a predicted model, not a curated record
AUGGCCUCUAUAGUGUGUCUGGCGACCUUCCUCUGCGGCGCAGCCUCUGUGUCCUUCUACCCAAACACCAACCUGACCGACACGUCAGGCAAUAUCAUCCAGGCCCACGGCGGGACAAUCAUCCAGGACCAGAACGCGUUGGCCUCGGGCGCGACAACAUGGUACUGGUUCGGCCAGGACGACAGCACCGACACCGACUUUGACGGGUUCCUAGGCGUGCCGUGCUACAAGUCCGACGACGGGAUGGCCUCGUGGGAUUACCUGGGGCUGGCGCUGUCGCCUACAGCAGGAACAGCAAUUUCUGACGACGCGGUGGUCGAGCGGCCCAAGGUGCUGUACAACGCAAAGAACGACGAGUACGUCAUGUGGUUCCAUCUGGAUAACAGCGACUACGGGCUGGCAGAGGUGGGCGUGGCUACCAGCUCGAGUAUCGAGGGUCCCUACACCUUUCUGUCGGGUUUCUCACCCUUGGGCCAUCAGAGUCGUGAUAUGGGCGUGUACCAGGACCCGGACACCGACGAGGCAUAUCUCAUCUUCGCUACGGACGAUAACGCCAAUCUGGCCAUCGCCUUGCUGAACGACGACUACACCAACACCACGGAGGUUGUGUACAACUUUACCGAUGUGUACUGGGAGGCGCCGGGGGUCAUCAAGAACGACGACACGUUCUAUCUGAUUGUGUCGCCGCAGAACGGCUGGACUCCGACGGCCAACAUCUACAUGACUGCCAGUUCGAUGAGUGGCCCAUGGUCAGACUAUGAAGAACUCGCACCUACCGAGGCAUACACCUAUCUGUCGCAGAACGCAUACGACCUGACGAUUGUAGGCAGCGAGGAGACAACCUUUGUCUACUUUGGCGACCGGUGGAACGGAGACGAGCUGUUCUCCUCGACAUACAGCUUCCUCCCACUAGAAAUCGACUCCUCCGGGACCAUGACCCUCCACAACACAGGCGGGUGGUCGCUGGACGUCGAGACAGGCGCCUGGGCCGACCUGUCGUACACGAGCAUCACGGCGGCGGAGUCGAGCUCGCGCACCACCGUCUCCUGCACGGAUGACUGCUCGGGUGGGAAAGCAGUCAGCAUGACCGACUCGACGACGUUCACCUUCACCUGGGAUGGGAGCGAUGGCGACAAGAUCAUGCAGGUGCAGUAUACCUACUCUGGGUCGGACAAUUCCUUCCUCAACCUGGGCGUCACCGUCGGCGGGGUCGCGGUCGCGGGCAAUGUUCUGAUUGAGAGCACGAUUGCCGUGUACACGCAGCAGGCGCCUAUUCCGUUGACCCUGUCGGAGGGCGACGAGGUGGUGAUCAGCCUGCUCAAUUGGAAUGGCGACUCUGUUUUGAUCGAGGGAGUGGAUAUUUACGUGGAGUAG